Porites lobata is the source of this 7445-nucleotide messenger RNA. Lineage: Eukaryota; Metazoa; Cnidaria; Anthozoa; Scleractinia; Poritidae. The record is from the annotation of a GenBank genome assembly.
AUGCAAAAGAUGACAAACGUUUUCAUAGUUAACAUUUCUAUGCGUAAAAUGACAUCAGAAGUGGAAUUAACUCUAAAAGCAUGAUUCAUGAAAUUAAAAAAUUUUUCAGAAGAAUGACUCAUUUCAACCCGAGAUGAUCCUAAGACAUAUAUUUUGCUUUAAAGAUACAAAAAAUACAGGUUUAUUAAUAUUUAACUCUUUGAAACAAAGAAAUUAAUUUUUAACUUUAUAGUUAACCGUAACUGAAAAAAAUUAACCGAUAGCCGUAAAAGAGCCAAAAUUUUAGCCGAUAACCGUAAUUGCCACCACCCUAUUGAGACCCUCUUAAAAAAUUCAGUGAUGAAAUCAAAUUUAAGAUGAAUAGAGAUUGAGUCUGAACACAGCAAAAUCAGAAGUUUUGUCUGUAGGAUCUAGACAGAGUUCUUCUCGUAUGUCUUGACCAUCACUGGAGGCGCCAAUGUACCUAAAGUAACAUCUACCAAAACCCUGGGUGUAUACAUUCAAUCAGGCGCUUACAUGGGCAACACAUAUAGAAGAGACAUCUAAAAAUUAAUCAGCGCAGUUGGAGCUCUUACACUUGUGAGACAGUUUGUUCACCUCUCGACCCUCCAGACAAUGGACAACCGUCUUUUAUCCAGCCGUUAUGGCAACGUUGUUUGGGAGGGUCUGGGCUCAGAACUAUAAUCAUGGACAAAAGUCUUGGGACACUUUUGCAUUUCUUGGGCGUUUUCCAAUUCACACAGGCCCAACCCCUCCGCUCAUCCCACAAAACAAUGUUGGACGAGUGUAUCCAGAUUUCUUUGCGAGUUUCAACUUUAAAGUUCUUUAUAUGCAAAAAUUGCGCUGCAAUUACAACAUAAAUAUAUGUAAUCCCUCUAAUUUCAAGAAAUUUUUUUCGCGCUCCCCACUAUUACGGACACUAAACCGCGGUCCCGAGGGUGUCCGCAAUAACGGGAGCUGCUGACUAUAUGACGAAAAAAAGCAAUUGGGUUUUAUAAUGGUGCAUUUAUUUGCAAUCAAUUAGCCAAGGAUCUGCGUAAAUGCCGAAGUCGAAGAAUUCAAUUAAAUCUAAUUUGGACGGCUUGUUUCCCAGCUUCUUUGAUUCUUUAUUAUGAUAUUUAGUUUAAGGAGGAUUUCUUAUCACAAAUUGUUUACUUAUAACUUUUCACUUCACUUAUAGACGCUCAUAACUCUGAGGAUAUAAGACGUCAGCUCACGGUCUAGAGUGUGUGGACCCGCAAUAACUCGAGUUGACUGGAAAACUAUCACCUAACAACUUCCUUCAUUUUCCCACUUAGAUUUGUCAGACGCUUCCGAAUGCACGGGAAACCCAUCCAUGCGCUAACUCUGUUGCUAGUUUCGAAUCAGACACCGAUGGAAAUACCGUCAUAAAUUAUAAGCCAACCAUUGAGAGGGCCACUUACUACAAAAGGUACUUUAGCACCAAGUUUGAAGUUAGCAAGUUUAAAGUAAUUUCGCGCCAUCAUGGCCGCAACGUUGUUUUAUUAAACCUGUGCUAAAACUACUACACAGGCUACCUGUUGCGGUUCAGGAUCCAAAAUAAAAUCCUACUGGAUGCUGAUGACUUUUAAAUGUCUAAAUGACACUGUUCCUGCUUAUCUUAAAGAUUUAAUUCACUCAUACACCAAACCGCAAUCUGCGAUCAACCUCAAAACACUACUUAGCACAUGAGCAAUCCCACCCGAAAAGUUAUGGUCUCAGAGUAUUUUCAGUUGCAGCACCCAUUUUCUGGAAUUCUCUCCCACGUAGGCUUAGAGACCAUUCAAAAUUUUCUAUAACCUCUUUUGAGAAAAAACUUAAAACACAUUUAUUUAAAAUAGUUUUUUAACAUGUAAAUUUUCUAUUGCUGAUUUACUUAUCCAUUUAUUAUUUUAACUAGUAAUAGUUGACACUACAGCUGCCCCCGUUUUGUAUGUUGUCGGUCAAUAGUAUUCUUGCUGGUUGUGUAGCUCUUUGAAAUAUACCGAUUCAUAAUGAAGAUUUUCACACAUAUUUCAUACAAUAGGUGAGAUAAAUACAGGAAACGCAAGGUUCCAUGCACAGUUUCAGCUCGAUUUACACAGCUUUGAUCAAAACAUUCUCAGUUUCGAGAAUAGUUUAUUCUAAACCAUAAGAAAAGAUUUAAUUAGAAGUUGAAUUUUUCGCUAUUUCUCUUUCCCUUUUUACAUUCAGUUCAUAUUAUUUGCUGGAAAGUAAGCCUUAGAAAUUAAAAGACGUUUGAUCGAUUCACGCUAGCGCAUUCUAGUCUUAUUUGAAACUUUGUAACGGAAGGACAUCUGUGAGCAGGGAAUAGGUCAACACAGAAUUUGAUUGUCGGCGAAUUUCUGUAAAUCUCAAUCAAUCUGCUAGUGAUAGCCGUUGUUCACUCGUCUUGCUUGUUUGGGGCUGAGUCUUAUUCCGGUCAAAGAGAGAGAAAGAGUGUCUGGCAAGGUUUCCAAUAUAAAUCAAAGAUUUGUGAACUCGUUUCCGGCAAACUCUCCAAGUGUUUAUAUAUCUACACAGUUAAACGCACCUUAUAACCUCCCCUGCGCUUAACGAGUGUCUUUUGGUCCAUAACUUUAAAAAGCAACUGCUCCACAGAAUGUCACUGCGUAACGCAAAAGAGUAUCGAAGUAUGACUGCACAAUAAAUGUCACAAAAUCAACCUGAGCGGUCCCUUCGGGAUUUUCUGUCGUUACGUCAUCCUAACCAUUUCGUACUUGCGGGCGCAAACAAUAGAAACGUCAUCAUUACCUACCGAUUCCUCGCGGCCCCAGUUCGAGCAAAUCGAGAUUUUUUCUAGUAUACUGACUGUAUAUUUGAACUGUAAGUACUGUCCUUAAUAUACGCGCGAGUUACUAGGGUGCCUCCUCGGGAUUUCGCCUCUGGGCGAAAUCCCUGCAGGGGCAAUAAUUCUACAUAACUAUAAUUUUAUUGUAAAGCGCUAAUGAACUUUACAGGGUAGCGCUAUAUAAGUGUUACUUAGGGACGGACCAUUAGAAAAGUGAUGGGGGGGGGGUGGGGAAUUUUCAGCUUGCACGAAUUUUUUUUUUUUCGCUCACUGCUUGUGCAGGAAUUUUUUUUUUCAGGUGAACCCCUCUGCACGAAUUUUUUUUUUCAGACAAAUAUUGCUUUUUUUGAACAGUUAAAUCUUGAUUCAUUAUCUAUGUUUUUGUGCUUUAUAAAUUAUUCUACACUCACAAAAGAUCAAAGGAUACAGGCCACUUUAAUGCAAAAUCUUUUCGAAAAUGUACACACAGUGAGAGAGGAGGAAGCCACUUGGAGUGGACGGCUUCCCUGCGCAUUUUUUCAGUCCCUGCCCUCUGGAAUUCCUCUCCCCCAGCCAAUGGUAAAUAAAUAGUGACAGUUCACAGAUCCCGCAAGCGUGUCGCAUGAAUGUAAUUACUUAUCUACACGUAGCGGUUAAAGAGAUUAACUACAGUUUGGCUCUAACCAGUAUAUCUCUUAAUGAAAUGCCUCUCUUAUAAGAAAUAAUUGGAGGUUCUUUAAACAUUUCUUUAAGUUUAGGUUGUGAUUCUAUAAGAUGCCAUUUCUCCAUUAAAAUGUGUUUAAGGUAGGCACAAAUGGGUUGUAUUGCGUUACAAGGGGCAAUAUUUCUUUUUGCACUCUUGUAUUAUCCUUAAGAGCUUUCUUUCUGUGAGAGAAUUUUACUUCCGAGAGUGUUUAGUCUAUAAGGUUGUUCGGGUAGCCUCUCGUUCGAAGGCGUAGUUUGAAUAUUCUUAUGUUUUCUACGAAAGUCUCUUCUGAAGAGUUAGUAUGGUAAAUAAGUAGUGACAGACCAUUCACAGAUCCCGCAAGCGUGUGAAUGGCCUGUCACUAUUUAUUAACCAUGUCACCCACCCGGAGUCAAAAAAGGCUUCGUAAAAGGUGAAGGCCUGAGACUACUAAGAACUAACUCUUCAGAGGAGACUUUCGUAGAAAGCAUAAGAAUAUUCAAACUACGCCUUCCAGCGAGAGGCUACGUGAACAACCUUAUAGACAAAACACUCUCGGAAGUAAAAUUCUCUCACAGAAAGAAAGCUCUUACGGAUAAUACAAGAGUGCAAAAAGAAAUAUUGCCCCUUGUAACGCAAUACAACCCAUUUGUGCCUACCUUAAACACAUAAUUUUUAAUGGAGAAAUGGCAUCUUAGGGAAUCACAACCUAAACUUAAAGAAAUGUUUAAAGAACCUCCAAUUAUUUCUUAUAAGAGAGGCAUUUCAUUAAGAGAUAUACUGGUUAGAGCCAAACUGUAGUUAAUCUCUUUAACACUACGUGUAGAUAAGUAAUUACAUUCAUGCACCACGCUUGCGGCAUCUGUGAAUGGCCUGUCACUAUUUAUUUACCAAAUUCUAAUAUUUAUUUAUUACAAAUUUUAUUUUAUUGUUUUCAUUAUAAUACAGUAUACAGUGUAUGUUGUAGGUACACUAGCUGCAAUUUAAAACAAAAACAAGGUUCUAAUUGUCUCCUUUCAGUAAGAAGAAAGUGAUUUUUGUUUAUUCAUAUUGUGCCUGGUAAGAUUGUUGAUUUCUGAAACUCAGACUUUCUGAAAAAGUCACAAUUGGACCUUCCUUCUGCAUGAAUUUUUUUUCUAUACCUUCUUCUUUGCAUGAAUUUUUUUUCUUGGCAUUUUCCCUUGCAUGAAUUUCUUUUCUUUUUUUUCGUCGACAAAACGAAUAGAAAUAUAUCGCUCUCCGAGUCUUCCGCCAUUUUUUCUGCGUCAAUUCGUGAAGAACGCGUAGCUCUGAGCGUGGGUCAUCCACGCGGAACACAUUCGCGCUAUGUGAUUGGCUGUUGCCUCAUCCCUCUUGGGAUCUGUGUGUCUUAAAAAUAACUCGAGGUAAAUUACCUAUGGAAUAGGGUGUGUAUGGGGAUGCCUUCUCUGUCCCCUUUAUUCUCUCUUGUUAUGUAUAACAUAAUUUUCACCAAUUAUGGUGCUCAAUUUUGCCGGAGAGUGGAUUCUUGCUGUGCAAUUCAUGAUGAAAUCUUGGUAUAAAUUAAUUCAUAAACAAAAUAAAAAGCAUGUGCAUGUUAAUACUGUGGAACACGUCAUCACACAAAUACCAAGAUGUUCAUAUGAAUAUCGGCGUGAAUUUAUAAUGAAACUGUAGUGUUUGAUUUGAGUUGCUGAGUUUCGUUUCAACCGAAACACUGACUUGAUGUGAAGAUUAGAGUAGACAAUUUACCCAGUGAUGUUUAAAAUCAUUUAUUUUAUUUCAGGACCUUCAAAAUUACUCAAAAAUGUGAUCCUAACAAGUUUCCAGGCUACACAGAUGGUGUUACAGAAGAUUACACAUACAAAGCUUCAAAAUAUGUAUGAAUGAUAGUUAGCUUUAUUUUAAAAUGAAAAACCAUUUACUUUGAGGCGGUCAUCUUUGAACCAGCUCUGUGGAGUAUAGUGGCUAUGAAAAGCUGGCUACAUAUUAAACAUAUGGUAUCAUGUUAAAGUGCUGCUGAAGAGGAGAAUGCUAACACCAUAGUAUUUUAAGGCAACUCAAAACAAAGAAAAUUGUCAACUACGUAUGCGCAAUGUAUGCAGUAUCCUGGAAACCGUACAACAACCUGUGAAACGGUUUGUUUGAACAGCGGUUGACCUACCAAAAACAUAUACUGCGCAUGCCCACGUGAAUGUCAAAUCAACGUACCUUGACUUCACUGUGUCCCAUUUUUGUUUACUAAUUUUCCUCUCUCCUCAGAAACACGUGAUAGUCAGGCUAAGUUCGUGGAAAAGCAGGGUGUUUGCAGUUUUUCAUAGCCUGUUCAGUUACUUGUAGAAAGAAAAAAUAGUUAUUUGUAUGCGACAAAAUUCACCCGAGACAAUAUAUGCUGUAAUUAAAACACCAUUUCAUUUUUUUUCUGAAUUUGGCAGUUGACUGCAGAAUUCACUCCCUUGGUCUUUUCAAAACCAUUUUAAAAUUGUACUGUCUAGACAGCCCGCAUUUCUUCUAACAUGAUUUAUCACACACGAUCGAAUCAGCACAUGUUUAUCUUAGCUUUAGUAUUUUCUUUCGUAAAUGUAUGUGGGAUAUAAUACAGUAAAGCAUUUCACAGUUAUAAACUUAACUGACUUUUGUUUUCAAUUACAGAGUAUGGUGUUUUCUACAAAAUGCGCGUGUGAUGACGCUUGUGCCUCUAAUAACGAUAAUCCUGCUCAAAACAGCAAUGGACUCAGUACUGGAAGUAUUAUAUAAAUAGUGUAAGUAACCGAUAAUGCUCAUCCUUUCAAAAGUGAUUGCCGCAACUAAGUAGUGAAGAAAGAUGUGCUAUAAUGACGUGAUUUUGCUUUGUAAUGCAUGGUCUCGUAUUCAGGCAGAGAUAAAUCUACUCAUGGAGAGAAGCUUUCUAUAAAAAAUGUUAAUGCGACAUGUAUUCCCAUCAAUAAAAUUCAAAAAUUCGUUGCCAGUCAAGGAUAGCGAGAUAUCAUACUUACAUUUACGUUAAACUGCUAAUUUUACUUCGCAUUAGGUGGGUAUGAGUGUCAAUUUCAUCAUUCCAAAGCUGCAGGACAUAUUGUUCGGACCCAGGCUAUGGAUAAUAUUUGCAUAAAAACAGAUUUCAACGGAUUCGGUGGGGUUUUUUGAACGAACCAAUUAAAUAUCGUCCAACACGUUAGCAGCAUGGGAAACCCCACUUAGCUUAUUGUUCAUGCAAAGUGGAAUCUAGUGGAACGUCAGUGAAAACCCCAAGCCUCUUUCAUAGUAUUCAAGAGGUGUUAUGACGCUUUCAGAACGGCGGGGUUUUUCUAACGACAUGAUGACAGAUGAAUGAUCGACCCAAACAAUGUUUUUAGCCCUUAAAUCAACAACAUUAAGGUGUGUUGUCAAGGACAAUGAAGAAAACUCUUUCCUGUAUAUCUUCUGUUGUUGUGCAAAUUUUCCUGGUAUUAUCAUCAUCAUAAUUAUCAUUAUCGUCAUCAUCAUCAUCAUCAUCAUUAAUUAAGAUAAUAAGGCAUACACUUAUCCAGUUUAUUAUUGGGUGAGCUGUUCAAAUGUUUGCAAACAAGUUUUCACGUAACGAAUCCCAGCUAAGAACAGACAAAAUGUUUCAUGGUGCUGGUUAAAACACGUUUGAACAGACUGAAACUUGAUACUACACCGUCAACCCUAGUCUCCUUCGCAGCCGUUAUUAGGGUCGUCACGCAACGCUCCUCCCCAUUAACGCCGUUGGUGGGGAGGAGCGUUGCGUGACGACCCUUAUAACGGCUCCAAAGGAGACUACGUCAAACCAAGAUUUUCAACGUAUUCCUCCCUUAAGGAGGUAUAUUUUGGGGCCCGUUCCAUUUGUAACAUAAAAUUUGUUUAUUAACUGUAUCAGUCUUACAUAUACACUUUUUUUCCAGAUUCUUUGUGUUACUCUUCGUUUAUUUGGUGGCUGGAAUUCUCAUUAAAUGGUACAAAAUGGAAGUUGAGACCGUACCAGAGGUGAUACCUAAUUACGAGUUCUAG